Messenger RNA from Clupea harengus (Atlantic herring), 3357 nucleotides. RefSeq names its product dystrophin-related protein 2-like. Bases 1 to 2754 code for a protein of 917 amino acids. NCBI's taxonomy places the organism in Eukaryota, Metazoa, Chordata, Actinopteri, Clupeiformes, Clupeidae. Gene Ontology annotation, cellular component: plasma membrane. Gene Ontology annotation, biological process: synaptic signaling. The record is from RefSeq and is a predicted model, not a curated record. The transcript has 22 exons. Gene Ontology annotation, molecular function: zinc ion binding; protein binding.
AUGAGAAUCCGCAAAUGUGAGCGCGUGCGGAAGCCUAGGCCCUGGGCCCCGGAGGAGCUGGAGUUGAGCCGGAGCAGCAGCUCCUCUGAAGGACAGCUGAACGGGCAUCUUGAGAAGGGACACAGAGAGCCCUGCCAGGGCUGUGGAGGAGGAAGCCUCAACACCAGUCUGCCUGCUGUGGAAGAAAGGUCCCUGUGUGAGGACUGUGACUGCAGCUCCUGUCUUCAGCACGCCCUUCAGGACACCAUCACCUGGCUCUCAGUCAAGGAGGAGGAGCUGGCCCAGCCCUGGCCACUAGGGGGCGAUGUAGCAGCACUGCAACAGCAGAGAGAAGGCCUCCAGCUCUUUGCUGAGGAGGUGAAGUCCAGAGGUCCCUGCAUCUACUCUGUGCUGGAGUCCGCCCAGGAGUUCUUGUCACAGUGUUCUUUGCCGGACUCAGAGGAGGCAUUCAACACCCACGAGGGCGGCCCUUACCAGGAGGGCGCCCGGUGUGUGUGGCAGCAGUCUGGUGUGGUGGGGGCGCUCUGGGAGCAGGUGGCGGAGCAGUGCUCGGCACGGGAGAGGCAACUGGAGGAAGCCCUGGUCCACAUGGAGGACCUGCAGGCCUCGAUGAGCUCCCUGGCCCUGGAGCUGGAGGAGGCGCUGGGGGUGCAGGAGGCCUGGGAACCCCUGGGGGAUCUUCUGGUGGAUGCUCUGCAGGACCACAUUGAUGCCAUAAAGCUGUUUGAAGAGGAGCUGGCGCCCGUGGGCGAGGCGAUGAGGCGGGCAGACGAGCAGGCCCAGCAGCUCAACGUGUGGAGGGUGCAGCUGUCCCCCGAAAACACCCAGGCCUUGCAGCAGCUCAGCAACCACUGGAGAUUACUGCAGGACUCCAUUGGUUUCAGACUCAGGGACCUACAGGAUGCUCACGGAAGCUUUGGUCCCAAAUCCCAGCACUUUCUCAUGGGGUCGGUGCAAAGACCAUGGGAACGAGCCAUAUCGCCCAACAGAGUCCCAUACUACAUCAAUCACGAGGCUCAGACCACCAGCUGGGAUCACCCAAAGAUGACCGAGCUCUAUCAGGCUAUGGCUAAUUUGAACCACAUCCGUUUCUCUGCCUACAGAACUGCUAUGAAGCUAAGGCGAGUGCAGAAGACCUUAAGAUUGGACCAGAUGAAGCUCAGCGCUGUGGCAGCCGUUGGUCCUAAAGCAGAGCCCCAGGACCGGACCUCUGAGGUCACCGGUAGGGCAGAGGUCAUGGGCUCAGAGGUCAUGGACGUGUCGGAGGUCAUCCACGCUCUGGGCGCCCUGUACGAGCAGCAGGAAGAAGAGGGCGGCCUGCAGCUGAACAUCCCUCUCUGUGUGGACAUGUGUCUGAACUGGCUGCUCAAUGUCUAUGACAGUGGCCGACUGGGGAAACUACGUGUCUUGUCUUUCAAGACUGGCCUGGUGUGCUUGUGUAAUGCUGAUAUGAAAGAAAAAUGCAAAUACCUGUUCCAGCAGGUGUGUGGCGGGGACGGGCUCAGUGACGGCACACACCUGACGGCGCUGCUGACGGAGCUCAUGCUGAUCCCACGGCAGCUGGGCGAGGUGGCGGCGUUCGGAGGCAGCAACGUGGAGCCCAGCGUGGCCAGCUGCUUCCGCAUGGUCCCAGGCAAGGCGUCGGUGGGCCUGUCUGACUUCCUGGAGUGGAUGGGUCUGGAGCCGCAGUCUGUGGUGUGGCUGCCCCUGCUGCAGCGCGUCACCCAGGCCGAGAGCACCCGGCAUCAGGCCCGAUGUUCCGUCUGCAAGCAGAGCCCCAUACAAGGAUUCAGGUACCGCAGCCUAAAGGAGUUUAAUGUGGACAUCUGCCAGUCCUGCUUCCUGUCUGGAAAGGCACUCAAGGGCAAGACUCUGCAUUAUCCAAUCAUUGAGUACUACACACCUAGCACAUCUGGAGAGAAGAUGCGGGACUUUGCAGAGACUCUGAAGAAUAAGUUCCGGUCGAAGCAGUACUUCAGUAGACACCCACAGCGAGGAUACCUGCCUGUGCAGGCCGCUAUGGGGCCGGAGAGGGACGUAAGCACCCCAACGUCGUCCCCAAAGCUACCCCAUGCAGACACUCACUUCAGAAUCGAGCACUUCGCCAACAGUUGUGAAUGUACGGCAAGUGACGAGGAUCAGUACCCACUGGGUCCCGGGUCAGAGAUGGAGCAUCCCCACCUCCUCAGCUACACCGGCAGGGAGACCCAAGAGGAGCUCCAGCAAACCCUCGCCAUCCUGGAGGACCAGAACAGAAUCCUGCAGAGGGAGUACCGGCGCCUCAGAUGGCAGCAUGCCGAGGCAGCCCAAGCCGCUCCUCACAUCGGCGGAGACGGGAGCUCGUCUGGGUCAGGGGGUUCUCCCAGGGGGUCGUCCGGGGGUCAGGAGGAAGCGCUGCUGGCUGAGGCGAGGGUCCUGAGGCAGCACAGGGGCCGACUGGAGACACGCAUGCAGAUCCUGGAGGAGCACAACCAGCAGCUGGAGUCUCAGCUCCUCCGGCUCAGGACACUGCUGCUCCAGCCCAGGGAUGACUCAGAGGACAGCGUGUCAUCAGACAGCCAGUCAGCGGUUCACUCCCCCUCACUCAGGAGGAGAGAGCAUCUGGGCAGACAGCCAAGCACAGGCACCUCUGCUGGAGGGAAGCUGGCAGAGCCUGAUCCACAGCAGACAGAUACAACCUACAACCUCCAGCAGGUGAUCGAACAGCUGCGCGCUGUCUUCCCGUCUGAGAGUGGCUCACCAACACCUUUAUGAAGAGUCUGGAAGAGGGGAGCUGUUCUAAAUAAGGGCUUUGAAUCACAAAGAGGAAACCUCAUCUUCGUCCUCAUCUUCAUCCUCAGCGGCAGAGACACACCAGAGCAGAAACAGGGCAGAGCAUUUACAAUCACCAUGUGACUCAGAGGGGAAAUGUGGUGAAAUAUCUAAAUACAUAAGUGCAAGAGUUAUAGAAUAUGUUGUCGGUAGUCUUCGGACUGUCUACUAAAACGUGCCAAGCAAGGUCUCUACUACAAUUAUGUUUGUAAAUUCAUGUGCAAAUCAACUGCCAAAACAUAAAUGAUAUACCUCGAUAAUUAAUGAUUUCUGAAAAUGGAUGAUGAAGUGCUAGUGUGUUAUUAUUUUGAUGAGACAAUCACACCUGUGUUUUACUCAUGUAGGCCUACUACGUAACCUACAAUAGACUAAACACACACACAAGGAAGUAUCUUUUUUCUAUUUCAAACACAGAAACUUUGUCUUUGUGCUGAUGAUUAUGCUUUUAUUAAAUGAAGUGAGGUCUUUACAUGGGAGGUUAUAGCACUGAACUCUGUAACACACUGUGUAAAGCAUAUGGGACUCAUUUAUGAAUAAAUCUUUUGA